AUGAUUGCAUCCAGACAGGGUAUUUUUGCGAAAAGAGGGUUGGCAUUCCAACCUCAAGCACGUCUUUUCCACGCCAGCAGAUGUGCACAAAAGGUCACCGAGGUGUCGACCAUGGAAGCAUUCCGUGAGACCGCCAUGAAGUCACCCAUUGCCUUUGUUGACUUCUACGCGACGUGGUGUGGCCCAUGCAAGAUGAUCUCCCCGUACGUGGAGAAGUUCAGCGAGAUGCACAAAACCGUCGACUUCUACAAGGUGGACGUUGACGAGGCCACGGAGGUUGCUCGUGAUUUUGGGAUCUCGGCCAUGCCAACGUUCCUGCUUUUCAAGCACGGGAAGGUUGUGGAAAAGAUCGUCGGGGCAAACCCACAGGGCAUCAACAGUGCGUUGAUCAAAGCGACUCAAGCUUAG
Pichia membranifaciens NRRL Y-2026 is the source of this 408-nucleotide messenger RNA. RefSeq lists its product as hypothetical. Gene Ontology annotation, molecular function: protein-disulfide reductase activity. The record is from RefSeq and is a predicted model, not a curated record. NCBI's taxonomy places the organism in Eukaryota, Fungi, Ascomycota, Pichiomycetes, Pichiales, Pichiaceae. The transcript has a single exon. Bases 1 to 408 code for a protein of 135 amino acids.